Molecule: messenger RNA, 207 nt
Organism: Brenthis ino (lesser marbled fritillary)
Lineage: Eukaryota; Metazoa; Arthropoda; Insecta; Lepidoptera; Nymphalidae
Source: the annotation of a GenBank genome assembly
AUGCUCGUGCACGUGUGCGCCUCGUGCGUGCGUGUUCCUGUAACAGGGGGUGAGUCUCGCCGGGGUCGCAGCGCGUUUCGAACGGAAUCAGGACCUGCGUUCCGGCCUUCCGCGGAUCAUCCUAGCCGUAAGGCCGGGCAACAUCAAAUCGGCAACCCAUUAGCAGCUGUUGCGGUGUUGCAAGUGGUUCACGGGUGUAGUCUGAAA